Molecule: messenger RNA, 3585 nt
Organism: Oncorhynchus masou masou (cherry salmon)
Lineage: Eukaryota; Metazoa; Chordata; Actinopteri; Salmoniformes; Salmonidae
Gene: gulp1b
Product: GULP PTB domain containing engulfment adaptor 1b
Exons: 9
Coding region: 28-921 (297 amino acids)
Source: RefSeq, a predicted model, not a curated record
UUGUUUGUUUCAGAUAAAUCUGGAGGGAUGACAGCCCCCGAGGCUUUGGCCAAGAAUCACAUAGUGUACAAUGUCAAGUUCCUGGGCGUAACAGAGGUUGACCAACCAAAAGGCACAGAUGUCAUAAGGAUAGCAGUGAGAAAGCUGAAGUUCCAAAGGCAUAUCAAGAAAUCAGAGGGACACAAAACACCGAAGGUGGAGCUGCAGGUAUCCAUCUACGGAGUGAAAUUAUUAGACCCCAAGACCAGAGAUGUACAGCACAACUGUCAGCUUCAUAGGAUAUCCUUCUGUGCGGACGACAAAACCGACAAGAGGAUAUUCACCUUCAUCUGCACAGAGCCAGAGACCAAAAAACACAUCUGUUAUGUGUUUGACAGUGAAAAAUGUGCAGAGGAGAUCACCGUCAGCAUUGGUCGAGCAUUUGACCUGGCGUAUAGGAAGUUUCUGGAGUCUGGCGGGAAAGACGUGGAGAUGAGGAAACAGAUCGGCAGUCUGCAGAAAAGAAUUCUGGAACUGGAAACUGAAAAUUCCAAUUUGAAAGAACGACUUCAAGAUCUAGAGGAUCACAUGGCAGAUUGUCAAGGCUCACCGGCAUGGAGCACCAUAUCCAGGCGUCCCCCGACGGACGUUUUCGACAUGGUUCCAUUCUCCUCAGGGUCUCCUAUGGCAAGGAAACCUGCCAUCAAUGGGUCCUCUCCUCCUCCUCCCUCCUUUUCCCCUCCUCCACCUCCUCCACAUGUUUUCCUGAGAGAGAGAGGAACAGAUAUUUUGGGGGCGGAGCCUUUUGACCCGUUCCUCUGCAACACGUCCUUUCCUCCUGACGUCCAAUCUAAACUGGAUGAAAUGCAGGAGGGGUUCAAUAUGGGACUAACCCUGGAGGGCACCAUCUUCUCUCUGGACCCAGUGGACAGUCGCUGCUGACCACACCGCAACCCUAACAUGGACAGUUGAUGCUGACCACAACGCAUCCCUAACAUGGACAGUUGAUGCCGACCACAACGCAUCCCUAACAUGGACAGUUGAAACUGACCACAACGCAACCCUAACAUGGACAGUUGAAACUGACCACAACGCAUCCCUAACAUGGACAGUUGAAACUGACCACAACGCAUCCCUAACAUGGACAGUUGAAACUGACCACAACGCAUCCCUAACAUGGACAGUUGACACUGACCACAACGCAACCCAAACAUGGACAGUUGACACUGACCACAACGCAACCCUAACAUGGACAGUUGACACUGACCACAACGCAACCCUAACAUGGACAGUUGACACUGACCACAACGCAACCCUAACAUGGACAGUUGAAACUGACCACAACGCAACCCAAACAUGGACAGUUGAUGCCGACCACAACGCAACCCAAACAUGGACAGUUGAUGCCGACCACAACGCAUCCCAAACAUGGACAGUUGAUGCCGACCACAACGCAACCCUAACAUGGACAGUUGAAACUGAUCACAACGCAUCCCUAACAUGGACAGUUGACACUGACCACAACGCAUCCCUAACAUGGACAGUUGAAACUGACCACAACGCAUCCCUAACAUGGACAGUUGGUGACCCCAAUGCUUUCCUUUUUGUAGAAAUAAUUUAAUUGGUAAAGAAGUAUUUGUAUAAAAUCAACAUUUCUGGGACUACAGUGAGGGAAAAAAGUAUUUGAUCCCCUGCUGAUUUUGUACGUUUGCCCACUGACAAAGAAAUGAUCCGUCUAAUUUUAAUGGUAGGUUUAUUUGAACAGUGAGAGACAGAAUAACAACAAAAAAAUCCAGAAAAACACGUCAAAAAUGUUAUAAAUUGAUUUGCAUUUUAAUGAGGGAAAUACGUAUUUGACCCCCUCUCAAUCAGAAAGAUUUCUGGCUCCCAGGUGUCUUUUAUACAGGCAACGAGCUGAGAUUAGGAGCACACUCUUAAAGGGAGUGCUCCAAAUCUCAGUUUGUUACCUGUAUGAAAGACACCUGUCCACAGAAGCAAUCAAUAAAUCAGAUUCCAAACUCUCCACCAUGGCCAAGACCAAAGAGCUCUCCAAGGAUGUCAAGGACAAGAUUGUAAAGUACACAAGGCUGGAAUGGGCUACAAGACCAUCGCCAAGCAGUUUGGUGAGAAGGUGACAACAGUUGGUGCGAUUAUUCGCAAAUGGAAGAAACACAAAAGAACUGUCAAUCUCCCUCGGCCUGGGGCUCCAUGCAGGUUCUCACCUCGUGGAGUUGCAAUGAACAUGAGAACGGUGAGGAAUCGGCCCAGAACUACAUGGGAGGAUCUUGUCAAUGAUCUCAAGGCAGCUGGGACCAUAGUCAUCAAGAAAACAAUUGGUAACACACUACGUCAUGAAGGACUGAAAUCCUGCAGCGCCCGCAAGGUCCCCCUGCUCAAGAAAGCACAUAUACAGGCCCAUCUGAAGUUUUCCAAUGAACAUCUGAAUGAUUCAGAGGACAACUGGGUGAAAGUGUUGUAGUCAAAUGAGACCAAAAUGGAGCUCUUUGGCAUCAACUCAACUCACUGUGGUUGGAGGAGGAGGAAUGCUGCCUAUGACCCCAAGAACACCAUCCUCACCGUCAAACAUGGAGGUAGAAACAUUAUGCUUUGGGGGUGUUUUUCUGCUAAGGGGACAGGACAAAUUCACCACAUCAAAGGGAUGAUGGACGGAGCCAUGUACCGUCAAAUCUUGGGUGAGAACCUCCUUCCCUCAGCCAGGGCAUUGAAAAUGGGUCGUGGAUGGGUAUUCCAGCAUGACAAUGACCCAAAACACACGGCCAAGACAACAAAGGAGAAGCAUAUUAAGGUCCUGGAGUGGCCUAGCCAGUCUCCAGACCUUAAUCCCAUAGAAAAUCUGUGGUGGGAGCUGAAGGUUUGAGUUGCCAAACGUCAGCCUCGAAACCUUAUUGACUUGGAGAAGAUCUGCAAAGAGGAGUGGGACAAAAUCCCUCCUGAGAUGUGUGCAAACCUGGUGGCCGACUACAAGAAAUGUCUGACCUCUGUGAUUGCCAACAAGGGUUUGGCCACCAAGUACUAAGUCAUGUUUUGCAGGGGGGGUCAAGUACUUAUUUCCCUCAUUAAAAUGCAAAUCAAUUUAUAACAUUUUUGACAUGUGUUUUUCUGGAGUUUUUUGUUAUUCUGUCUCUCACUGUUCAAAUAAACCUACCAUUAACAUUAUAGACGGAUCAUUUCUUUGUCAGUGGGCAAAUGUACAAAAUCAGCAGGGGAUCAAAUACUUUUUUCCCUCACUGUACGUAUUGGUUUAAAUGGUGACCAAUGUCAUGAUAAAUGCACUGCAGUAGAUGACUAUUUUUCUACCCCAUAAAUAAAAUGUAUGUGUUAUUUUUGUUUGUGUGGGGGUGCAUUGCUUUUGAUUUUUAUGUUUUUUUGUGUGAUUUGGAUUAUUGUACAGUCAUUAAAUGUGAUUAGUGGUUGACAAGAUUGGAAGACCAUUAGCUCAUUGACUUCCUCCCAUUUUAUAGACUCAUGCCCUUCCUUGCACUUUAACAAAUAUUUUUCGGUGUAAUUUUGCACCAGGAAGCUCUUUUUAAAUGACUUUACCUUUCCUUUCAUUGUUGUUCUUCAAUAAACGUUGUAUUGGUUAGA